Messenger RNA from Paramecium pentaurelia, 632 nucleotides. Lineage: Eukaryota; Ciliophora; Oligohymenophorea; Peniculida; Parameciidae. The record is from the annotation of a GenBank genome assembly.
AUGAGAAAUGAUGAAUAGUUUCUUAGUUUCAUGGUUGAGAAUGAUGACUCUCAACUUGUUGUAGAAUCUAAACUCUUUAAAGACAACGAUGAUGACUAUUUCAAGUCUCUUAGCAAAUAGUUUUAUGGAUUCAAAUCUUAGGAUGGUAUAUAAUUCAGUUUGUGAACUUUCAUAGUUAAGAAGCAAUUGAAAAUAAUUAAAUCUGCUGGAGAUUUAAAAAUGAAACUAUCCAAUACUGCUAAUUUGAAUAAUGUCUUAAAACCUUUUUCUAUUAGCUAUUAACUGCAGUAGGUACUACUCAAUAUUUUUAUCUGUUUUAGCAAAUUCAUAAACUUUUAAGUAAACCUAAACCAUAAGGCUCAAGUUUAUCAAGUUCAUUCAAAACUAAUCAGAAAAUGAAUUAAAUUAAGUUAACAUAUUAACAGCUCUAAAAUAGAAAAUUACUUAUUCCAAAAAAUGAAGAUUCUAACAUCUUAACACAAAAUUCCUAUAGAAGUACCCUCAAUACAAGCACAAAGAGUUAACCAAAAAAAGAUAAAGUCUUAGAUUUGUAUUAAAUGAAAUUAAAAACAGAGAGAAGUGUUGAUAAACCAAAAAUUAUGAAAGUCCUCAAAAGAAAUAAGAUGCAUUGA